Amphimedon queenslandica is the source of this 663-nucleotide messenger RNA. RefSeq names its product ubiquitin-conjugating enzyme E2 D2B-like. The transcript has 6 exons. The record is from RefSeq and is a predicted model, not a curated record. The coding region runs from base 89 to 559 and encodes 156 amino acids. Lineage: Eukaryota; Metazoa; Porifera; Demospongiae; Haplosclerida; Niphatidae.
CAUGAUGCUGAGUCAUGGUGUUGCUGUGUGUGCUGAUGCUAUCAAAUUGUUACUGAAUUGUGCAUAGAGAAAGUUCAAUUUAAGUAAAAUGGCUGAUCAUUUUAAAAUUCCAGCUGUCAUUAGAAGAUUAAAGAAGGAGGAAGAUCAGAUAAAGAAUGAGCCACCUGUUGGCUGUCAUGCUGAAUCAGUCUCAGAAAAUUAUGGAACAUGGAAAGCAACAAUACUAGGACCUGAAGGGACACCUUAUGAGAAUGGUCUCUUCUACUUAAAAAUGGAAAUUCAUGAAGAAUAUCCCUUUAAACCACCAAAAGUGUGGUUCACUACUAAGAUAUAUCAUGUGAAUGUUGAUUCUGAUGGCUGGAUUAGUUUAGAUAUACUCAAUGAUGGGUGGAGUCCAGCCUUAAAAAUAUCGAAAAUUCUAAGUACAGUGAGAUCAUUACUGGUUGACCCUGAUCCAGACUGGGCUGUUGGUGGUGAAGUGUAUGCAGCAUUCACUAAGAAUCGUUCACAGUAUGAUGAAACUGCUAAAGAAUGGACACAGAAACACGCAAUGGACUAAUUCAAUGGAUUAUUGACAAAAUAAAAUAUUUAGAUAAUUAUGAUUCUGUUUAUUUUUUAACUUAUUUAAUAUGCAAUAGAGCCAGUUUCUUUUUUAGCAUAUUG